Molecule: messenger RNA, 4898 nt
Organism: Amphibalanus amphitrite
Lineage: Eukaryota; Metazoa; Arthropoda; Thecostraca; Balanomorpha; Balanidae
Product: doublecortin domain-containing protein 2-like
Exons: 10
Coding region: 307-4044 (1245 amino acids)
Biological process (GO): intracellular signal transduction
Cellular component (GO): microtubule; microtubule organizing center
Source: RefSeq, a predicted model, not a curated record
CCACGUGGGACUUAGGUGGAAGCUCGGAAUUUCAAGUGUCGUGUAAUUUUCAGAACGGUUGCAUUUCGGUGAAAUUAUUGUUUACCGUCUUCGGUGAUAAAUUAUUUGUGUAUUUUUUUCGGACAUUUUUUUCUCGGCUCGUUUCGCUGUGGCUUUAUCGGCAGUCAACUUGAACCGAAUGGGUUAAAUUGUGAGUAGAGUGAAGGGUAAUCCCUGGUGACCGGUCAAGUGUCACCACCGUUCCGGGCUCGAGUAUGUAGGUCAUGAUUGACCUGGCGAGCUUUUUGCGCGGAAAAAUGUUUUGUGAUGGCCUCUAGUGAGUCUCAGGCUCGUCUGACGCAAACGGAGCCGGCCAAAUGGAUCGUGGUCUACAAGAAUGGCGACCAACACUUUGCCGGCCGUCGGAUGGUCGUCAAACCGCGAGAGAUCAAAACAUUCGACAGCCUGCUAGAGGAGGUGACACUGAAGCUGAGCCCCAGCUUCGGCGCCGUGCGUAACAUCUUCACACCGGAGGGUGGCACCCGUGUGUCCAGCCUGACCGACCUGAAGCCGAACGGAAAGUAUGUGGCGUCACCGAACGAACCGUUCCGGCAACUGUCCAGGACCAGGUACGGGGAGCUCCCGGUACAGAGUACCAGUACCAGCCACAGCCACGUCUCCCUUCAGCCGGUCAAAGACAAGCAGGUGGGCUCGACGGGCGGCCGUCGCCACCACGGCGUGCCGUCCCGGUACCGCGACUCGGGCUCCGACGAGCUCACCAUUCACGUGUUCCGGAACGGAGACGCGUUCUCGGCGGCCAGCGCGGUGCGCGUGGACCGCCUGGCGCGCACCCACUGGCAGCAGACGCUGGAGAGGCUCGGAGAGAAGCUGCGCAUCGGACGGGGAGUGCACAAGCUGUACAACCUGAAGGGUCAGCUGGUGCGGGACCCUGCCGCCGAUCUGGAACACAACGGCCUGUACGUGGCGGCGGCAGAUAACGAGAGCUUCCGACUGGUCAACUACGGAGCGGCAAGGGAGCCGUUCAGGAGCGUGACGAGGGGCGAUAGCCGCUCCACCACGCCCCGCCUGCCGUGUCCCCACCAGCGGGUGGCCGAGUCGGCGCCCACCGUCUGCGCCGCUGACUCCUCGGCGUCCCGCCUGGCGGCGCCACAGUCGAGCUCGUCUCCGCCGCGCCGCGCCCCGCUGCCGCCGCUGCGCGUCUCGUACCCGCAGCUGGCGCGCCGCUACACCCAGCUCAGGGAGAAGUACGCCCAGAAGGGCCACCAGCAGAAGGCGACGGCGGAGGAGCAGGAGGCCGCCAGGAAAUACCACUCGCUGCACCAACCUCCACACCACCGUCCCCACGUCCAGCGGAAGUUCCCCAAGCCGCCGCCGCGCCGCGUUGAAGUCGCGCCUAUAGAUGUCGCCCCGGGCGAGGCGCCGCCGCCCGUUGAGUCGGACGGCCCGUUCAGCUCCAGUAGUUCGAACACAGACCUGGACGAGAGCCCCCUGAUGGAUGUCGUCUAUCCGGAGCUCUCUCAGCCGGAGAUCCAGGCUCCGGAGAGGCCGGAGCCAUUCUUCCUGCAUCCUCUGCCGGAGUCUGGAGAGGCGGACACGAACGGUUGCCGCUCCUGGGAGCCGGAGAACAUAGCGCAGGUGAUGGAUUCGACGCUAACUGACGGCGCUGAGCAGUGGCACGACGGAGAGUACGAACACGAGGCGGACGUGUUCAUCAUGACUGACUCGCCGGUCUCCCCUGCUCCGUCCGAACUGGCUGUCUCCCACAGCGCCCCUCACCUGAGCCGCGGUCCGUCCCGGGCCGACAGCGGUGACGGCACCCCGUCCCCCUCGGAGCCGAGACCGACCCGCUCCCAGCUGCACCGUCCGGGCGGCGCGGGCUUCUACAGCCCGGGCUACUCACCGCUGCCGGAGCCGCGCCGACCGGGCCGCGCCGCCACCCCGCAUACACCGUCCUCCAGUCCGGUGGAGGCCUCCGGUCAGCGGGCGGGCCGGCUGGCGGCCGGCGGAGGAUCACCGGCCGUCAGCCGGGCCGCCAGCGAGCCGCGGCUGGAGUCCGCACUCGGCCGGACAGAGUCGGAGUCCUCCGUGUGUGAGAUAGUGCUGGUGGAAGAUGAGACUGGUGAGCUGCGCUGUGUGUCUGUGCUCAGUAGAGCGGCCAGUUUUCCCGAGCUGGCGUCCCCACGCUCGCCCGAGUUUGCGCCGGUGGAGCUGCAGCAUUUGGUGCCGAGGGACACGGUGUAUGCGCCGGUAUCCCGUGGAGAGUCGCCGGUAGAGGUGGACGGUAGAGCGACCCCCGUGCCGACCGAUUUCGAGGACGGCGGGUCGGUUACCCCGACAGCUGGAGUUGGAGACGGGUUCAGGAGUCAGACUGAAUCCGAACAUUCCCUGUUACUGGUGGGACAGGAGUCUUCGUCAUCGCAGGCUGUAACUGAAAAGGAAGCGACAUCACCUUUGAAGGAUUGCAUCUCACCAGGCAGGGAUGUUAUGUCUCCCCACCCACCCAGCACCUGUGAGGACGUCCUGCCGCCCUGCUAUGAGGAUCACAUAUCUCCUACACCGGAACACCAGCCACCCUCUGCGACAGCUCGCCACUCGGCCAAGCUGACGGCGUCCUGUCGUCAGUCUCCGGUCACCCCGGAGCUGCGCCGGCCGCUGCUGUCCCGUCCCGUCCUCAGGGACCUGGAGCUGCCCCACCGCGACUCACAGACGUCGGUGGGAGUUCAGUCGACGUCCGACGCCGUGCCCACAGUGGCUCAGUCGCUGCCGGGAGUCGGGAUGGAGAGAUCGUAUCCAAACCUGUCUCCCAAAGCGGCGUCAGUGGAUCAGAUGUCUAACAGCAGAGCGAUGCGCACAACUCACUCACAGACGGAUAAACCACACCGCAGAACUGUGGGAGUGAGACAGGGCAGACCCAAGCGGCCAGCACCGCGCCCUCCAGCGACUUCUUCGUUAGAGGUUCAGCUUAGUGAGACGCCAGAGCAUGCUGCAGAACACCCUGUAUCAGCUAAACGCACUUCAGAUCAUGAUGAUUUGAUGCCAUCGUUAACUCGUUCAUCCUCAGAGAAAAAUCCAGAGUUGGCAUCAUCAUCAAAAGGAACCACCUCGAGUCACACGCCCACUGAAGACGUGAGCGACCGGUCGCCCCUUCCUUCCUCCUCGGCCGCUGAGGGAGAUCCCCUCCCCUCCCCUCCACCUGUGUCUCUGGAGGAGGGACCCGCGCCGCGGCCUCUGCCCUCGCCCCGCCGGCGGCGCUCUGUCUCUGAGAGCAGCCCUCUCUCGUGGUCCGGCCCGGCGGCCAGCUCCGGCUGGGUGUGGGACGAAGUGCCCGCGCGGCCGGCGGACCGGGCGGCUCUGGCGGCCCGCGCUCCGCCCCCACUGCCGCAGGUGGAGACGCAGGGACCCACGGCGCCAGAAACGGCGGCAGAAGAGGCUACGUCGGAGAUAUCUGAUUCGAGGGAUAAAAUAAUAGAAGCAGGAGAGCAGAGGUCGCUUGGUGAGAAGGGAGAUGGAGAGGACAGCAGGGAGAUGGCGUCACCUCCGCCGGAGCUGGAGGAAGAGGAGGAGCUCCCCAGUCAGCCGGUCUGGCCUCCAACCCGAACCAACACGCCGGGACAGACGGAGGACUCCACUCCGGUACCUGAGGAGGGUCCUCACUCACCAACGGAGGUCCCUGAUUCACCAGAGGGAGUGGAACUGACACACGAAACUGAUCCAGAAACACCCGUGCCGCGAUCAGCGACCGCCACCCUAUCGAGAAGAGACACGGAGCCAGCGGCGACGGAGAGAGCUGCGGAGGCGGGGAGAGUCCCGGAGGCGAGCAGAGCUCCGGAAGCGGUGCCGGCCGACAUUGGUCAGAAGCUGGACGAGAUCGCCUCGCUCCUGCGGACGCUGCUGAUGCAGAACAUGUCUGCCGGCCGGGCGGCCGACGGCGGCGGCGCGGCGCCCUCGCUCGGCGGACUGACUGAGGAGCAGUUGAGGACGCUGCUUCAGCCCGUGGUGGACCAGCAGGGGACCGGAGACAGUCCGCCGCACAAACCACGCUGAAUAGUGGAGACGGGGACGGUGAAUACAUCAUAGCAGCGCCCGGGCCGUUCCAUCGCAGGAUGGUCUCAGUCGGAGCUCAGCCUGCCGCGGAUCCCGGCCACCAGCCGCCGCGCCCGGCAGAAGCCAGCCGCCGGCGGUGACCGGUCGAGGUCGCGCGGGGUCUCCCUGCCGCCGGCCGUGCCGACCUCCCGCUCCCGAGCCUCACUGCGCCGGCAGUCGUCCACUGGGGCUCGGGAGCGCCGGCGGACGGCGGCGGAAAGAGAGGAGGACAGGAGAGAGCAGGAGGAAAGGAGGGAGGAGGAGGAGGAGAGGAGAGAGGAGGAGGAAGACAGAGAGAGGGAGGAGGACACGAGAGAGGAGGAGGAGGAGAGGAGAGAGGAAGAGGAGGAGGAGGACGGGGAGAGGGAGGAGAGGCCGGGAGUCAGGGUGGACUCGGCGUAUGGUUCGGACGCCGCCAGCCCGCCCGUCAACAGGUUCCGUCUCACAGAGUCCGAGUACCUCAAACCAAAGGAGACUCCCCGUGAGGUGGUGCGCGUGGACCUGGACAGCGACGCCGGUGGCAUAUACCGGCACCACAGCACCUCAGAGGAGCAGGCCGACGAGCCGCCCGAGGCGCCCGACCUGGAUACAGAGGUGCCGCUCGACCUGCGGCCCGCCACACAGGUCAACGAGGAGCUUAUCGUAACCCACUGACGGCUGGCCGGGGAGGAAUCAGGAGCGAGACUUCACUCACCGAUAUACGGCGGUGUCCAGUUUGCGUACAAAUUACCGUGUGUGACUACGUUUCGGAUUGUAACUCGUUCUAUCGAAAUGUUUUGUGUGUACCUACCUAAUACAUGGAUCCCUGGUGUGCA